AUGGACUACCUCACUGCAUGGACCAUCAGCUACCUCACUGCAUGGACCAUGGACUACCUCACUGCAUGGACCAUCAGCUACCUCACUGCAUGGACCAUCAACUACCUCACUGCAUGGACCAUGGACUACCUCACUGCAUGGACCAUCAGCUACCUCACUGCAUGGACCAUGGACUACCUCACUGCAUGGACCAUCAGCUACCUCACUGCAUGGACCAUCAACUACCUCACUGCAUGGACCAUGGACUACCUCACUGCAGGACCAUCAGCUACCUCACUGCAUGGACCAUCAGCUACCUCACUGCAUGGACCAUCAGCUACCUCACUGCAUGGACCAUGGACUACCUCACUGCAGGACCAUCAGCUACCUCACUGCAUGGACCAUCAGCUACCUCACUGCAUGGACCAUCAGCUACCUCACUGCAUGGACCAUCAGCUACCUCACUGCAUGGACCAUCAACUACCUCACUGCAUGGACCAUCAACUACCUCACUGCAUGGACCAUCAGCUACCUCACUGCAUGGACCAUCAACUACCUCACUGCAGGACCAUCAACUACCUCACUGCAUGGACCAUCAACUACCUCACUGCAUGGACCAUCAGCUACCUCACUGCAUGGACCAUGGACUACCUCACUGCAUGGACCAUCAGCUACCUCACUGCAUGGACCAUCAACUACCUCACUGCAUGGACCAUGGACUACCUCUCAGAGCGACCACAGUACGUGCGGCUGCAGCUGUGA
Molecule: messenger RNA, 741 nt
Organism: Knipowitschia caucasica
Lineage: Eukaryota; Metazoa; Chordata; Actinopteri; Gobiiformes; Gobiidae
Source: the annotation of a GenBank genome assembly